CAGCACCGGAAGUGGCUGUCAUUCCAACUUGUGCAGAAACUUCUUCAAUGUGAUUUAUUUGAAAAGACACGUAGUUGUUCUCAUCACUCGAACCUCCCGCUGUGGGUUUGAACUUCUCAUUUAAAGUUGACAACGACUUUCUAUUAUCUUUUUAAACGGCUAAUUAGGAACUGAAGUUAUCCUGCUAUCUCGGCUAAGCUAGGCUGAGCUAGGCUAAACUCAACUAAGCUAGGCUAAACUCUGCUAGGCUAAGGUCUCCAUGGCCCCUCUCCGGGUCCUGUGUGUUCACGGUUACCGACAGAACGGCGGCACGUUCCGGGAGAAGACGGGAGCUCUGCGGAAGCUGCUGAAGAAACACGUGGAGCUGGUUUAUGUGAGCGCGCCUCACAGUGUCCAUCAGGUCAGAAGUGAAGAAGCUCCAGAGAAGGAGAAUGCUUCAGGUCCUGUCCCUGGAGGUGACGAGGACCCCAGGGGCUGGUGGUUCUCUGACGUCCAGGCUCGGAGCUUCAGUGCUCAGCAGCAGUGCGAGGAAAGCCUGGGGCUCGACGAGAGUGUGACGGUUGUGAGAGAAGCUGUGAAAGUCCAGGGUCCGUUUGACGGCAUCCUGGGCUUCAGUCAGGGAGCCGCCUUCGUGGCCAUGCUGUGUUCUCUUCAGGAGCAAAAACUGGAGCCGGAGUUCAACUUCCGCUUCGCCGUCCUCGUCGCCGGCUUCCCCAGCGCAUGCAAGGAGCACCAGAGGUUCUACAGCACUCCCCUGCAGAUCCCGUCCCUGCAUGUGUUUGGAAUGGAGGACCGAGUCAUCCCUGACAACAUGAGCAGGGAGCUCCUCCCCUCCUUCCAGCAGCCUCAGGUCCUGACGCAUCCCGGUGGCCAUUUUGUUCCUGCUGCUUCUGCUCACAGACAAACAUACCAGGACUUUCUCAAAAGUUUCCAGUGAGAGAAACUACAAUGUAGGAAGGAGACAGCAGCACUUGCAUUUCCACAGUGAAUGUGGAAUAUUUAAUGUUUAAUAUGACGGCUCAUGGUAACACAAUUGAUUCAAAGGACAAUUUGGGUUCAACACCAUGACCUUUAGAUACCUGCUGUCCAUCUCAGGGAAGAUGCCCUGUAACAGGCAAUAAAUAAGACGACAGGUGUUUAUUUUAUCUA
Molecule: messenger RNA, 1149 nt
Organism: Platichthys flesus (European flounder)
Lineage: Eukaryota; Metazoa; Chordata; Actinopteri; Pleuronectiformes; Pleuronectidae
Gene: ovca2
Product: OVCA2 serine hydrolase domain containing
Exons: 2
Coding region: 260-937 (225 amino acids)
Biological process (GO): response to retinoic acid
Cellular component (GO): cytoplasm; nucleus
Source: RefSeq, a predicted model, not a curated record